Ornithodoros turicata is the source of this 4392-nucleotide messenger RNA. RefSeq names its product trichohyalin-like. NCBI's taxonomy places the organism in Eukaryota, Metazoa, Arthropoda, Arachnida, Ixodida, Argasidae. The transcript has 2 exons. The record is from RefSeq and is a predicted model, not a curated record. Bases 153 to 4310 code for a protein of 1385 amino acids.
UUCGCACACAGCUGCUCCAAAAUUCAUAGCUGCUUAAGAAAUAACGGGUUAGCAGCAGCCACGUUUGUCUAAACGUCACACAACGAAGCAGUGCCGUUUGGAUUCUUAUCUUCGCAAGUGUAAGUCACUGCAAAUAGUACAAACCGUACAGUAUGUCUCGAUUCAAACUGGAACACGGGAUCUGGCUGCUGUUUUUCGGAGCUCUGGUCAUACAGAGUGUUUCCAGCGCGAGCCUGCAGCGUCGUUCAACAGGAAGGGAAGAAUUUGAGGAGGAUUCCCAUGAAGAAGACAGCAAAGAAAAAAUGACAAAGAGUGCUGAGUCCGAGGAAGGGGAACCGAACGAGAGCAAAAGUGUCGAAUCGGACGAAGUAGAACCGGACGAGAAGGAGAGCGACGAGUCCAAGGAAGUGGAACAGGGUGAAAACGAGCACGACGAGUCAGAAGAAAAGGAAAAGGACGAGAGCAAGGGCAACGUGUCCAAGGAAGAGGAACAAAGCGAGAACGAGCGCGAGGAGUCCGAAGAAGAGGAACCGAGCGAGGAUGCAAGCGACGAGUCCGAGGAAGACGAACAAAGCGAGAACGAGAGCAAUGAGUCUGAGGAAGCGGAACCGGGCAAGAGCAAGGGCGAUGUGUCCGAGGAAGAGCAGCAGGACGAGAACGAGAGCAACCAGUCCGAGGAAGACGAACAGGGCGAGAACGAGAGCGUCAAGUCUGAGGAAGAGGAACAGGGGGAGAACGAAAGCGAUGAGUCCGAGGAGGAGCAACAGGUUGAGAACGAGAGCAACGAGUCCGAGGAAGAGGAAGCAGGCGAGAACAAGGCCGACCACACCGAGAAAGUGGAACACGGCGAGAACGAGAGCGACAAGUCCAAGGAAGAGGAAACGAACACGAGCAGCGAAAACGCAGAGUCUCAGGAACAGGAACAGGGCGAGGACAAGAGCGCCGAGUCCGAGGAAGAGGAACAGGAGGAGAACGAGAGCGACCAGUCCCAUGAAGUGGAACACGGCGAGAACGAGAGCGACAAGUCCGAGGAAGAAGAACCGAACGAGAGCCAAAACGUAGUGUCUGAGAAAGAGGAACAGGGCGAGGACGAGGGCGUCGAGUCCGAAGAAAACGAACAGGAGGAGAACGAGAGCGACAAGUCGGUGGAGGAGGAACCAGGCGAGAACGAGGGCGACCAGUCCGAGGAAGAGGAACCGAACGAUAGCAAAAAAUUAGAUUCUGAGGAAGAGGAACAGGGCGAAGACGAGAGCGUCGAGUCCGAGGAAGACGAAGAUCAGGAGAACGAGAGCGACAAGUCGGAGGAAGAAGAACGAGGCGAGAAUGAGGGCGACGAGUCCCAGGAAGUAGAACACGGUGGGAACGAGAGCGACCAGUCGGAGGAAGAGGAACGGAACGAGAGGAAAAACGUAGUGUCUGUGGAAGAUCAACAGGGCGCGGACGAGGGCGUCGAGUCCGAGGAAGAGGAACAGGACGAGAACGAGAGCGUCGAGUCUGAGGAAGAGGAACAGGAGGAGAACGAGAGCGACGAGUCGGGGGAAGGGGAAUCAGUUGAGAACAAGGGCGACGAGUCCAAGGAAGCGGAACACGGCCAGAGCGAGAGCGUCAAGUCCGAGGAAGAGGAACAGGAUGAGAACGAGAGCGACGAGUCGGAGGAAGAGGAACCAGGCGAGAACAAGAGCAACGAGUCCGAGGAAGUGGAACACGGCCAGAGCGAGAGCGUCAAGUCCGAGGAAGAGGAACACGAAGAGAACGAGAGCGAUGAGUCUGAGGAAGAGGAACAAGGUGGGAACGAGACCAACCACUCCAAGGAAGAGGAUAAGGGCGAGGACGAGAGCGUCGAGUCCGAAGAAGACGAACUGGAGGAGAACGGGAGCGACGAGUUCGAGGAAGAGGAACCAGGCGAGAACGAGGGUGACGAGUCCGCGGAAGUGGAACACGGCAAGAACAAGAGCAACACGUCCGAGGAAGAGGAACAGGAAGAGAGCGAGAGCGACCAGUCCGAGGAAGAGGAACCGAACGAGGGCAAAAACGUAGAGUCAGAGGACGAGGAACAGGAGCAGAACGAGAGCAACAAGUUGGAUGAAGAGGAACAGAAAGAGAACGAGAGUGACCAGUCCGAGGAAGAGGAAGCGAACGAGAACAAAAACGUAGUGCCUGAGGAAGACGAACAGGGCGAGGAGGAGAGCGUCGAGUCCGAGGAAGGGGAACAGGACGAGAACGAGAGCGACGAGUCGGAGGAAGCAGAACCAGACGAGAACAAGAGCAACGGAUCCGAGGAAGUGGAACACGGCCAGAAUGAGAGCGACAAGUCCGAGGACGAGGAACACGAAGAGAACGAGAGCGACCAGUCUGAGGAAGAGGAACCAGACGAGAGCAAAAACGUAGAGUCAGAGGGCGAGGAACAGGAGCAGAACGAGAGCGAUGAGUCGGAGGAAGAGGAAUCAGGCGAGAACAAGGGCAAGGAGUCCGAGGAAGGGGAACACGGCCAGAACGAAAGCAGCAAGACCGAGAAAGAGGAACAGGAAGAAGACGAGAGCGACCAGUCCGAGAAACAGGAACCGAACGAGAGCACAAACAUAGUGUCCGGGGAAGACAAACAGGGCGAGGACGAGAGCGUCGAGUCCGAGAAAGAGGGACAGGAAGAGCACGAGAGCGGCGAGUCGGAGGAAGAGGAAUCAGGCGAGAACAAAGGCGACAAGUCCGAGGAAGUGGAACACGGCGAGAACGAGAGUAACAAGUCCGGGGAAAAGGAACAGGAAGAGAUCGAGAGCGAUCAGUCCGAGGAAGAGGAACCGAACGAGAGCGACCAGUCCGAGGAAGAGGAACUGAACGAGAGCAAAAACGUAGUGCCUGUGGAAGAUCAACAGGGCGCGGACGAGAGCGUCGAGUCCGAGGAAGAGGAACAGGAGGAGACCAAGAGCGACGAGUCGGGGGAAGGGGAAUCAGGUGAGAACAAGGGCGACGAGUCCAAGCAAGCGGAACACGGCCAGAGCGAGAGCGUCAAGUCCGAGGAAGAGGAACAGGAAGAGAACGGGAGCGACGAGUCGGAGGAAGAGGAACCAGGCGAGAACAAGAGCAACGAGUCCGAGGAAGUGGAACACGGCCAGACCGAGAGCGUCAAGUCCGAGGAAGAGGAACACGAAGAGAACGAGAGCGAUGAGUCUGAGGAAGAGGAACAAGGUGGGAACGAGAGCAACCACUCCAAGGAAGAGGAUCAGGGUGAGGACGAGAGCGUCGAGUCCGAGGAUGACGAACAGGAGGAGAACGGGAGCGACGAGUUCGAGGAAGAGGAACCAGGCGAGAACGAGGGCGACGAGUCCGCGGAAGUGGAACACGGCAAGAACGAGAGCAACACGUCCGAUGAAGAGAAACAGGAAGAGAAAGAGAGCGACCAGUCCGAGGAAGAGGAACCGAACGAGAGCAAAAACGUAGAGUCAGAGGAAGAGGAACAGGAGCAGAACGAGAGCAACAAGUUGGAUGAAGAGGAACAGAAAGAGAACGAGAGUGACCAGUCCGAGGAAGAGGAACCGAACGAGAACAAAAACGUAGCGCCUGAGGAAGACGAACAGGGCGAGGACCAGAGCGUCGAGUCUGAGGAAGGGGAACAGGAGGAGAAUGAGAGUGACGAGUCGGAGGAAGAGGAACAGGAAGGGAACGAGAGCGACCAGUCCGAGGAAGAGGAACCGAACAAGAGCAAAAACCCAGAGUCUGAGGAAGAGGAACAGAGCGUGGACGAGAGCGUCGAGUCCGAGGAACAGGAAGAGGAAGAGCAGCAGAACGAGAGCGACAAGUCCAAGGAAGAGGAGGAUGAGCAGAACGAGAGCGACAAGUCCAAGGAAGAGGAACAUGGAGAGAACGAGAGCAUGGUGUCCGAGGAAGAGGAACCGGCGGAGAACAGAAACAACGAGUCAGAAGAAGAAAAACAGGGCGACAAGGAGAUGGACGAGUCUGACGAAGAGGGACAGGGCGAGAACGAGAGCAACCACUCCAAGGGAGAGGAACUGAACGAAAGCAAGAGCGUGGAGUCUGAGGAACAGGGCGAGGGUGACGAGUCCGAAGAAGAGGAGCAGGGCAAGAACGAGAGCGAUGAGUUCGAGCAAAAUGAACCAAAUGAGAGCAAGAGCGUAGUGUCUACGGAAGAAGAACCGGGCGAGGGUGGAGAGGCCAACAAGGGAUGCUCAGAUAAAGUGUGGAACGAGAAGAUGAACAGAGCAUUGAAAAAAUGGAGAGAAUUGAGAAAAUUAGAGAGAAGGCUGAAGCGAUUAAUGCGGUGGUGGAGCAGAGUGUCAGAGCUGAAGAAGAAAUAGGCUAAUCCAUCAAAAGCGUAAGCAUCGAGAUAACUUUUGAAAAAGAAGCACAGUGUUUUAAAUAAAAGCUUAGGGACGAUUC